UUGUUGUUGGUGAUGACAUGGACAUAUUUGUUGUUACUGGAAGGCGAGGGUAGAGCGUGGUAAGGAGGGUCAGGUUUGAGCGAUUGAAUUCGAAAUUUUGAAGAAAAAAACGAGGCUUUGUUUUCCUAGGUUUCAACGAUAAAAUAACUGAGGUGGGGUGAAGAGCGGUUAUGUCGGUGAAUAUGGACGAACUUAGGCAUCAAGUGAUGAUCAACCAGUUUGUUUUGACUGCUGGUUGUGCUGCUGAUCAAGCGAAGCAGCUUCUUCAAGCGGCUCACUGGCAAUUCGAGACAGCCUUAAGCUCCUUUUUCCAGGAGGCCAACAUCCCUAGUCACCACCACCAGAUGAUGUGCACUCCAAGGAACACCCCAGCCACGCCGCCUAACUUCCCCGAUACCAUCACCAUGUUCUCCAAGCUGAGGGCGUCAGACUGCUCGGGGAGCUCCGGAGGCGGAGGUCCCACCCAGGUGUCCAUGGCCUGCUCCCCCCCCUCCUCCACAGCUGGCUUCGGAUCCUUCUGGGCCUCAUCACCCCCCAACCACCAGCCCGUCUGGCUGCCCCCCUCCUCGCCCACAGGCCACCACAUGCACCACCACCAGUACCAGCACCAGCACCACCACCACAUGCACCAGACCCCCAUGUGGCCCCCUGUGUCCCAGCCCGGCAGCGCCCAGCAGACCCCUGUUAUAUCGGUCCUGCAUGGCCAGAGAUGAGACUCUACCCAGGUGUGGGAGGGAGGGGGCCGGGGAGGAUAGUGUGGGGCUGUGCUGGGCGGAGCUAUGUGCAGCCUAAUGAAUCUACUAGGGGGGUUGGGUGUCAGGAUUAAAGGGUCUUGUUGGCCAAGGGGUAAAGACACGCUACUGUUGUUUUCCUUCCUUUCUUUCUAUUUUUCUAAAAUGAUGACGUCCUCCUUCUUUGGAGGAUGUCUGUCUCUGCUCUCUCUCUUCAUCAUAACUCAUCAAAGCCUGGGAAGAACCGGGAGAGAACCACUAAUAACAAUAUGAGGAAGUGGAAUAUAACGAAGGGGGUGGAGUCUCUAACCCCCCCCAAGGACUCUGGGAAAGGCAGUUUUCUUUGUCAAUGCAAGUCGAGCCCUGGACCCAGCAGAGCACUUACUUAGGAUAGGAGCCAUGUGAUCUGCUAAAGUGCUUGAUCAUUGGCUGUUUUUCAAAACUCUUCUCUCCCUUGGGGUUCAAUAACGCUCCAGUGAUGUGACCAGAUUUCACAAUAACCAGCAGACAAAAUCAAAAUGGGACUGCAACACAAAUGAUGAUGGUUUUGUGUUCUCGGCUGAUCUUAUGGCCCAGAAAAAAUGUUUUCAAUAUUGUUUGUGGUAUGGAUAUCUGUAUAGUACAGAUCAUGGAGAAACACUGUAGCCAUUUUGUCAAGUUUCAUGUAGCCAUGUAUCCCUUUUUAAAAUGUCUAUUUUGUAAGUACUAUGUAGCUUAGUGAAACCUGACUCAGUGGCUCCACUGCAUGCUGUUGUGUCUGAGAAGUGGGCUCUUCAGUAUGUGUGGACUCGAAGCUUUGGUUUUAAAGUGUCUGAAAGCUGACCUUCACAUCAGAAGUGUUUUAAGGAGACGUGUAAAGAAAUGUUAAUACUGUAAUUCAGUUUGUGUUGAGACACAGCAAAGUAUGCAAUCAUUUGAUGGAAGCCUGAAGCCAGUUUAAAGGCUGAUGCAUUUUUAUCAUUGUAUUUGGGAACAUUUUCUACCUAUGGAUGUCUAAGGCACUGCAUCUCAGUGCUAGAGGCGUCACUACAGACCCUGGUUUGAUUCCAGGCUGUAUCACAACCGGCCGUGAUUGGGAGUCCCAUAGGGUGGCGCACAAUUGGCCCAGCAUCGUUGGGGUUUGGCCACAGUAUGCCGUCACUGUAAAUAAGAAUUUGUUCUUAACUGACUUGCCUAGUCAACUUUCUUUUGACUGAUAAUGUAAACUGGUUUUCAGUGACAAUUAUGGAAACAUCUUCUGAACUCCAUUGUAAAUAAAGGCUCAGCAGAAACAAAGUGCAAAAACUUUGAACUCCGUAACCUGGCUGGGGACGAGAUUGAGAUCUCAGUUAUCUGUCAACACUGAACUUAAUCUGGUUUGCAAAUGUUUUGACUAACAUAGAUGGGUGUGAGCCAUCAGUAGGCUACCUCUUCAGGUUUCUAUUGGGAGUGGAGGCCCACUCAGUGAUUUACUACACAACCUCUAGCAGAAGAUCAACUGGUCCUACCUCUGGUUAAAUGGGAGAGGCCGAAUGUAUUCCCUGGAGAAACAGUCGGUGUCAAUGGGUCAGAUUAGCAGAAUCUCUUCUAGUGCUCAAAACGUGUGUAAUUCUUUGACUGAUGAUGAAUUGAGUGUCUUGUCAACUAUAGAAUUAUGAAUUUAGUACGGGUUGCAAAUAUUUACUAAAUGAUUGUUCAGGCAAUGUUACAUAUGAGAUUCAGUGUACCAACGAACAAUGCUUCAUAACCCAGAGUCUUACUUAUAGGUGAGCUCUUCAUACAACAGCCCAUGUCAGAACAUUUGCAAAUCUAUCAAUGGUGACAGAUGGAAAGGUAGCCAUUUUCACCAUCAUUCUCAUAAUUAUCACAAUAAAGAGGGAAUAGAGAAGUCUGAACAGGUUGCAGUUGUAUACAGAGGGUACUUUAUCUGAAAUAAUGUCACAUUCAUUCAUGCCCUCACUAAAUGAUGCUUUAAUAUUAUGCCUGCCUGCCACGUCUUCACUCAGACAAUCAUAUUCACACGAUCCCUCUGGUUGAAUACAUGUCAAAUCACAUUUGUCAAGCUGUGACCUUUGUGAGGAUGAUUUUAUAAUGUACAAUAUGGACAGUCAUGUAGCGUUGGACAGAUGCCACCUGGCCAAUGUGGACCCUUGUCAAUGUCACCAGAAAGAAGGGACACUGCUCCACUGUGCUGCCAUGUGGUCUGUUCUGGUUCUAAAUCCAUGGAUCUUUUCAGAUGGACAUUAGAACCUCAACGGUGGUUCCUCUUGGUGUUCAUAGCACCACCUCAUUCAUUAACUCAUGUGUUCUAUUAAGGGGAACAUUUGUUGUCAACUGCAUGAGUUUUGGUUGGUGAUUUUCCAGUUCUGUGUUUUUAACAAGGUGGGAGUGGAGGGUGGUCCCAUAAUGAGUGUUUCCUGCUGUGUGGAUUACUGGCUCCUCCUCCUCAGUAUUGUUGUGGUAACUAACACACCCAGACACAGUAGUGUUGGGGGAUUAUGGUUCCUGUGGUGAUGUGACCCGGUCUCCAUUCUCCUGCCACAGCUUUGGAAUUCAUCAACAUAUUUUAUAAGGCUCUCAUGAAUCUCGGUCAACAGUAGAUCAUUUGGUCCCCCGUGAUAUCUGUACAAACUGGGUGUUAUGAAAUGUUUGAACGUCAUGUUCACCCAUACAAGAUGUGCAGAAUGCCUGAUGGAAAUCCGAAAACAAGUCAAACACCAAGCAAUUUGCAGUGCACUUGAGUAAUUCAAGAACUUCUCAUGGACCCUCAUUUACAUCUCUCUAAUCUGGCUUUUUAUAUGGAUAUUUCUCUCCUGUACUGUGUUUAUUUCCCCUGUUGAAAUGUGUAUUUAUAUGUUUAAUAAAAUAAGGUAUGAUCUGCUAAGUGU
Molecule: messenger RNA, 3598 nt
Organism: Oncorhynchus kisutch (coho salmon)
Lineage: Eukaryota; Metazoa; Chordata; Actinopteri; Salmoniformes; Salmonidae
Product: UBA-like domain-containing protein 2
Exons: 3
Coding region: 171-713 (180 amino acids)
Molecular function (GO): protein binding
Source: RefSeq, a predicted model, not a curated record